CUUAUGUAUCUAUUCCUCUAUAUUUCUCUCUCUAAAAUAAUCGAAAAACCUCUUCUUUGUUCAGCUAGGGUUUCUCAAAACUUCGCACUCAAAUUAUAUACGACGAGCUUCAAUCUCCCCGUAAAGAUCUGAUAUUCUUCUUACUCGAUCAAUGUUCUUUCUUUUGAUACCGUUUUCUCGACUGGCCGUGAAGAAUCGAAGCUGGGUUGGUUUUGGAUUUUCUUAGCAGGUACCUAACACAGAUAAAUAAGUUAGUCAUAUAUAGCAUGGAGGCAUCUGCUGGGAUCAAGGGAACUCAUCACAGUUGCAGUUCUAAUCUAAUUGACUCAAUAUCCAUAGAUCUCAUCAAUGCUAUUGAUGACAUUGAUACUAGGAAGUGUGAAUAUUUUUCUAUCCGUGGAUAUGCAUCUGAGAUGCGCAAAAAAGACUGGAAGAAAAGUUGGCCGUUUGCAUUAGAUGGUGACCAGAAUAUUUUUGAAGAACAAAUCUGUAAGCUUCCUCCUUUACUUGUUCCGAAGUUCAGAUGGUGGUGUUGCCAGCACUGUCUGCAGGAAACUGGGACCGAAAGCAUUAUAAACGAAGAAAGAAUUGUUACUAAUAACAGUAGCAAAUUGAAAUCCUUUGGCUCUUGUUCCCAUGUGCCAUCCCGUGGGGAUGCUUUGAUAUGUUCAUCAGAUUUGCAGCAGACUGGAAAGAUUUAUAUUGACUCUAGAAAUUCUGGUGAUGCUGCUUGUGUGAAUAUUAAUAGCAGUACCUGUCAUCCUUUGGUUAGUGAGAAAAGUGAAAAGAAAGCGGGAAAUGCAGAUAUACCGGCUGUAGGGAAAGCAGAUAUCUUAGAGAAUAACAAUAAUAAGGAAAUCCAUAUUUCAAAUUAUGCCGGAAUAGAAGUUUCUAGCCUUAUGUGGAAAACACUUGGUUCUGAUGAAAAAGUUGCUUCUCUGCAACUUUGUAAUCCUGAUUUAAAAGAUAAUGAAGUUGCUGGUGUCAAGAUUCUUGAAUCAAAUGUGGAGUGCACAGUUAAGGAUGCCACUGAAACAUGUGAAAUGGGAAAAUCUGCCUGUGAUCAACAGAUGGAGUUGGUGAGAUGUUCUGGAUCCCAUGGGAUAGCGAGUAUGGCUCACAGGGUUCCCAAUGCUAUUAAGAAUCAUACAGAUGAACAUCCUUCAUUGGAAUUAGGUGAUCGUGGUUAUGCAUCAUCUGAAAGUGAUGAGGUAUUGCCUGGAACUGUGUCUGGCAGCUUGCAUCGAAGAAAAAACCAUAAGGUGCGUCUGGUAACUGAACUGUUGGGUACAAACGACGAUGGAAAAACUAAUCUCACGAGUACUGAGGAUUCUCCUUCCAGUACCAUUCCUAAUGCAUCUAUAGGCAUGGAUUCAAUAUCUACUUCCCAAGGUCAUGUUAAUUUCCACGGAAGUGUUACAAGCAGUUUGGCUCGUAGAAAGAAAAGAAAGACACCACAGGAUGAAGAAUGGGUUCCUAUAGAAUUUAUGUGCUCUCCAAAUAAUGAGCAUAAAAACCUUAAGACCAUCAACGGAGAUGCAGAAAGUGAUGAUGGAAUCACAAGUUCUGAUUCAGAAGGUUCGAUUAACAGAAGCAGCUCACAGGCUCCAUCAAAGAGCAGUUUGGUUAAUGCUAAAGUAGAUAAAGGUCCUAUUCUAGGAAAGAAGAAAAGUAAAAAGACCCAGAAUUUUGAUGAAUGUUCAUCCUUGCACCUGUCUCGAGAAAAUUUGCAGAAGGAAAGACAGAAAAAGCCCCCUGGAGAUACCACUAAGAAUGAUGCCUCUGAUAUUAUUUUGUACAAAUCAAAUGAUGUAUAUACAGGCGGUGGGUUAAAUCCCUUUCCUGAAUCUGCCCUGAAGGCAGAGAAAAAAUCUAAUCUGUUGAAGAAAAAGAGCAAGAUGCAUCAAGAUCAUGAUUGUCAAACUUCUAGAGUUCCUUGGAACAAUGGCAAUCUCAGAGAAGGUCCGAUUUCGAGGAAAGAUGUUGAAAUAAGACAGACUGAGAAUGUAGCUGUCCUGCUUGAAGCAACACAGGAUACACCAGCUAAUCAAGGACUGCAAUUUUCUCCUAAUAAUUCCUUGUCUGCUAAAAGAUAUGAUGCAAAAUAUAGCACUACAAUCAGAUAUGGACAAGGGCAUGUUCUCAGUGAAUACGAUACUGGGGGGAAAGAUCUAAACAUGAAUCAUGUUUCUCAAGCUGAUGUCAACGUUUGGAAGGGAAUGCAUGUUGAUCUCAACAGUAAUCGUACCACGUACAAAAUACCGUUCCUGAAUGAGAUGCAGAAGGACAGAUCUCCUGCUGAAGUUGGUAGUUCUUCGAUUCAGCUAAUGGAUUUCAGUGGUACAAGCAACAACGGGAGAACUGUGGAGUUUCGGGACCAUGAGACAGUUGCUAAGGAACAUUUUGAUAAGUGUGUUGAAAUGGCGUCUGAGGAAGGAGCUGCAGAUGACAUAAUGGAAAUUGUUGAACUCAUGGCAAAGAAUCAGUACGAAAGGUGUCUUCCUGAUACUGAAAUCGAUAAACAGCUACCAGAAACAAGUAACGCCAAAAAUCAUCUGAUGGUGGAUCUUAAUAAAGCAUAUGAAAAUGAAGAGAUGGACUUGUUUAAAGAGACCAUCGAUAAACUGAAACCUCGAGCUAAAAAUGGAAGAAUUGACAAAUUUUUAAGAGGUGAUAAUGUGGGAUCUAGCAAACAAAAGUCAGUUGACUAUUUCUCUCAUAUAGACAUAAACCAGUGCAGCAUGAGUCAAUUGGACCAAAGGUAUUCUCCUGCUGGCUUCAGGCCUUUUCCUCUAUGUGGAGAGAAGCCAUUCGAUGGAAUCCAACUUUCUGCCACCAAUUCCAUCAAGCAAAACAUUGCUCAAAAUUGCCAGUGGAUUGGAAACAUUGUUGGGAAGAAUUCCUCUCAUGCUAAUGUGCGGGCCUUGGGAAUUUGUAAAACCUGCCAGGGUGCUCCACAGCAGAAUAAGGAAGCAGCUCUCCUAUGGCCAUCCAUGAUGCCAAAUAGCAUGUCCUAUAUGCCCAGCGUCCCUCACAAGUGUGCAGAUCAGUUGGCAGAGUUAGACAUGCUUAGACAUUGCCCCAGCAAUCUACCUAAGGGAAAUAUGAGUCGAAAUGAUGACCGGGACUUCUUGAAUUUGGAUUCAAACUAUGAGAAGCCUUGUAGGAGGUUUGUUUCUGAAGCCCUUAGAAGGACACAUGCAGAUUACCCAUUUCCUUGCAAACAUAAUGGGACGGGGUCCUCAGACCUGUAUUCUAAUGAAAUCAUACCAGCCAUGCAUUUACUCAGCCUUAUGGAUGCAGGGUUACAGUCGGGGGCACCUGUUGACGGUUACCAAAGAUUCGUUAAGAAAACUCCGUUUCUUCCUGGUGAUCACUCUAAAGAGUUUUCAAGCAUGCCGUCUUGGGGAUAUAGAACCACUUCAAUGAAGCAUCCAUCAUUUGAUUGCUACGGUAAAAGCCACCUUCCUGGGAGUUUUUGUGAGUGUAUGUCAGUUACUGCAGCAGAUGGUCCAUCAUUCCAGCAUGACAAAAGUUUCAAGGCACCUGAAUUUACAGGUCAUUUUUCACUCAAGUCUAAAGAAAAAGAGAAGAAAAAAUGCUCAGACUCACAAAGGCAGAAUAAAAACCACAAAUCUAAAAGAUUUGUAUCUUCAAAUAGUGGUUUAAAUACUUGUGGAUCUAUUCCUGUUCAUAGCAUGCCUAAAUUGGCACUUGGAACUCCAGAAUUUAUGUUUCCCAGGAAGCUUCAUGUAAUGGAGAGUGCAACAAAACAUAAGCAGAAGACCCGUACUUCGAGUACCCUUGUCCAUCCAAAAAGUGGUUCAGAGAAUGAUAAAUGUGGCAUUAAUAGAAACCCUGCUGACUUUACUGUGCCUGGAGCUGCAAAUAUGUACAUGAUCGAUGGUGAAGACCUGAAAUAUGUAAGGGAAAAAUCCCCCUUGUCUGGCUUGGUAAAAUUGAAUGGGCACAAACGUCAGAGGAAGCUUACGGUUAGAAAGGACCAUUCACGAAAUCGAACUUCAUGAUACUUUUAUCAGUACAUUUUCUGGCAAAAUCGGAACCGCCUUUCUUUGAUACCUCAAAACAAAGAAAAGCUCAAAAGCUUCAUUGUCAGACAUCAAAGCAGUCAUAUUUAGCACACAAGUUGAAUAUUUUGUUCUCGAACUAAUAUUGUUAUACUCGGCGUUUUCCAUUUCCAAGCCCGAGAGCUGCAUGGUAAGGCCUGUAAAUAUUCAUAUGCCUGGAGUUGUCCUAGAAAAGUGUUUGUAAAACCUAAAUAUCGCCUUUAUUAGUACUCGGAAGUGCGUGUUUGUCGUUAAAUAAGUUGGUGUUAGCGCCAUUGUUGAGCCAGUUAUUGGGAGUAGGAACAGGACUGGUAAUCAGUCAAAUAUUAGAGCCCUACAGAGGGAAACUAUGCCCUUUGUUGUUAGUAAUUUUAUUCAGCUGUUAUUCAUAAGGUUUGACAAAGAAGAGAGAAACGGAGAUGUUAUCUUCAUGCGAUACAUACAAUUAUCCUAUUGUGUAUAUUGUAAUAGAUUUUUCGUGUGUUUUGUUUCA
Hibiscus syriacus is the source of this 4560-nucleotide messenger RNA. Its product is annotated as protein EMBRYONIC FLOWER 1-like. The transcript has 8 exons. Lineage: Eukaryota; Viridiplantae; Streptophyta; Magnoliopsida; Malvales; Malvaceae. Gene Ontology annotation, biological process: negative regulation of flower development; shoot system development; negative regulation of DNA-templated transcription. The record is from RefSeq and is a predicted model, not a curated record. Bases 267 to 4028 code for a protein of 1253 amino acids.